CAACGAACCAAGAAUUGAAAAAUUAAAUAAUAAUUACAUAUUAGUAAUAUUGUAUGUAUAAAUUAGAUAACUACGGACGCUCAAUUUGUAUCUUCCCUAUCACCUGAGAAAACAUCUGUUCUUAUUUGUGCAUGGAAAGAUGAAUGUUGUGGACGAAUUGGAAACGGAGGAAAAGCUCAACACCAAUAUUGAUAAAUUUACUUCUUGGCAGCUUUGGUGUCGCUUAUGUGCAAAGCAAGAUGUUCAAAAUAUUAGUGUUUUAUUCAAAGAUGAACAUAUGGUUACGUCUGCAGGCAACGGAGAACAAAAUGAAUUUGGUCUUAAUCUUGCUAUUGCUAAAUACUUUUGUGUGCAAAUAAAAUUGAAUGAUGAGCUGCCGGACCGGUUGUGUACUGAGUGUUUUUCUUUAGUAACGUCUUUAGUAAACUUCAAUGAGCGCGUAAUAAAGGUGCAGGAAAUGUACGAAGCGUUUCGCACACUUAGUGGUGUGUCAGAAAUGGAUUACCAAACAAUACGUUUAAAGUUUGGUGUGCCAAUUGAUGAUCGUCCGCAUGAGUUCAUAUGCCGUACACUAGACGAGGUACACUUACAUGAAGAAAAGCCAAAAAUAAAUGAGUUUGAUGAGAAAAGCUUUAUGGAAGAAGAUGCGAUAGAUAUUUUACCAAAAGUGUGUAACAAUGUCAUCGAAAUAAAGGAAGAAAAUUCAAUUGAGUUAACACCACCGGCCGAUGAAGAUGCAUACGACUUUGAAAAUGGCGACAUUUGUGAUGAAGACCCCUUUGGCAGUGAAAGCGAAAUGAAAAGCGAUGAAAGUUCUAGUUCUAGUGAGAGUUCAGUUAAUAACUCACCAAAAACACAUAAAAAAGUAAGCAAUGAGAACGCCAAAGUUGCGUCUAAAAUUAAUUAUUUCAAGAAGUCAUCAGUGCAAGAAAAUAUUUAUGCGAAGCAAGCAGAAGAAGUUGGUGAUGGCGAGUGUAAAGAAAUACACACUUGCAAGGAGUGCGCACAGACAUUUAAGAGAAUCUCUAAUUAUCGCACACAUAUGGAACGGAAACAUGGCGAAAUUGCAGACGUGCCUAAAUUCAUAUGCACCGAUUGUACAUUUACAUGCAACACACAAGCCCAACUAAAUCAUCAUGCCGUUAAACAUUUGCCACUAACGAAACGACGCAUUGUGCCCUGUCCGCAUUGUGACCACAAAUUCCCAACUAAGACUUAUGUGGCACAGCACAUAAAGUAUGUGCAUAUGAAUGAACGUUCCUUUAUUUGCGAGGAAUGCGGCGAAGCUGUGCGCUCGAAGGGACAACUCAAACAACAUAUGCUCACACAUACAGAUUAUGCGCCAUUCGAGUGUGAAGUGUGUAAGAAAGGCUUUAAAAAUCAAGUGCGACUGAAAAAACAUAUGGAAACUCAUAAUCCGAACAAGCACAUUUGUGCCGAAUGCGGUUUACAAUUAAACUCGAGAGCUACUCUAAACCGUCAUUUGUUGGUGCAUUCCGAUGUCAUGCAACAUAAGUGUGAUUUCUGUGGACGCGCAUUUAAACGUGCAAAGGCACUAAAGAAUCACCUUAUACUGCAUACCGGACUAAAACCCUAUUCAUGUGACUUUUGUGAUAGAACAUUUGCUAAUGGCUCAAAUUGUCGUACGCACAAGAGAAAAGCACAUCCUGAGGAAUUAGCGGCUUUGGAGGCUUCUGGCGAGAAGACAUAUACAAAAAAUAUACCCAAAUUGGCUGUACUGAAGUCUGUCACCAGAGCAGCUGAUAAUCUUGCGCCCGUUGUUUCCAAACAAAGUGGUAACUUUGCAUUCGGCAAGAAACCCAAACUGCCACCAGACGGUGUGGGUACUGUCAGUCGAAAACAAGCUAAAACACUUAAACAAUCCACAACAACUCCCGCGAUAACUGAAACUGCCGCGCUUAGUAACAACGCCAGUCCAGCAAUACAUUCCGACACGCAGACAAAUCAAACAAAUCAGCGUAUUGAAGAGGACGCACUCGGUCGCAGUAUACCCACAAUUGAUAAUAUAUAUAAUCACCUAAUGAAACAAACGGCCAUCAAUAGUGGUUAUGAUCUAAGCUCCACCGCCAUAAUGAAUCCUAUGCAUACGGAACUUAAACGCCCACACAGCGUAGAAUCAGCGCCGGCUAACAACAGUUGUGUCGCCAUUGAUAUAACAAAUGUCAUGGCGCAGCAGCAAACGCCGCUUAAUCAGCAAAUAUUAAUGCCCGCACAAAAUGCUGCAGUGCAAAAUUUUUGUACGGAAUUUAUAAAACAACAUAAAAUCGGUGUAAAGCAGCAGCACACAACCGCGCCACAACAACAACAUGAGGAAAUCUCCAUACACAGUCCAGCAAGUCAUAUUUCACAACACACCGAAGAGCUCUCCACCCCUUCAACAAAUGCAGCUGAAACAAACAAUUUUUAUAAUCAUCUGAGACAACAUACACCAGAUAGUUAUAUCUAGAUGACAUUUUAUGGCAGUGGAUGUCUUUUUUUCAACUCUUAAUGAUUGUGAGUGCAUAUUUUGAGGUUAUAUGUGUGUGUAGGUCGGUUUGUGCCUCGUAUGUGUGAAUGUGUGGUUUACGGUAGCUAUGGAGUAUAUGGUAGCUAAAGAGUAUAUGGUAGCUAUAGAUAAAGGGUAGCUAUAGAAUAGUGUUAGUGCAAUUAUAAGUAAUUAUGUGAAUUUUUUUUAACGUUACACCAAUCACAAGGUGUACACCAUGAUCCUUGCCAGUGAAAAUUAAUGCUAUCACCAUUGCAAACCAAAAUUAUACAAAUUAUUUCAAAU
This is a messenger RNA of Zeugodacus cucurbitae (melon fly), 2791 nucleotides long. Its product is annotated as zinc finger protein 69. The record is from RefSeq and is a predicted model, not a curated record. Bases 140 to 2467 code for a protein of 775 amino acids. Gene Ontology annotation, molecular function: zinc ion binding. The transcript has 6 exons. NCBI's taxonomy places the organism in Eukaryota, Metazoa, Arthropoda, Insecta, Diptera, Tephritidae. Gene Ontology annotation, cellular component: nucleus.